Molecule: messenger RNA, 797 nt
Organism: Plutella xylostella (diamondback moth)
Lineage: Eukaryota; Metazoa; Arthropoda; Insecta; Lepidoptera; Plutellidae
Gene: Gpa2
Product: Glycoprotein hormone alpha 2
Biological process (GO): cell surface receptor signaling pathway
Molecular function (GO): hormone receptor binding
Source: RefSeq, a predicted model, not a curated record
GCUGGUAGGUACAUCUAAGCUUGAAGCCCACACUGACUUUUUGAGUUGGCAACCCCUGCAUGGGGACUGUGAGUUAAAUAAAAGAAAAUACUUUUCAUGCAUCUGCCACAGUUAAGAACCACACUUCAAGCACUCUGACAACGAUGUUGUUAGGGAGCCUAGUGAUUCUGUUUCUCAUGACUUUGGAACAUGCUGCAGCUGGGGAAUCGUGGAGAAAAUCUGGGUGCCAUAAAAUUGGGCACACAAGAAACAUAAGCAUACCGGACUGCGUAGAGUUCAAGAUAACGACGAACGCCUGCCGCGGGUACUGCGAGUCAUGGUCGCUGCCCAGCAUCAUGCUCGGCUUCAAGCGACACCCCGUCACUUCCCUGGGCCAGUGCUGCAACAUCAUGGAGGCUGAAGACGUGCCGGUAAAAGUGUUAUGUUUGGACGGUGAAAGAAAUUUAGUUUUCAAGUCCGCGGUGUCAUGUGAAUGCUAUCACUGCCAAAAAGAUUAGUUUAGCAUUAUUUUUGAAUUUAACAAUUUUAACAUACCUAUACUGAUAAGACGAUCUAAGUAAAUAAUGACCUACUUAAGUAUAUACUAUUUUUUAGAUAAUAACUAACUAUGUGAGUGUGACUUGCUAUUGAGUAUCCGGGAUUCGAAAUAGAUACCUACAUUUGAUGUAAGAUUAUAUAAAUUUUAUGUAAGAUAAUAUUUAAAUUAAUGUAUGUAAUGUUUACAUGUAGCUACCUAUGAUAAUAAGUAGGUACGUUACCUAAUGUAAAAAUAGAAUAUUAAAAUAUUUUUACACGGA